Selaginella moellendorffii is the source of this 1785-nucleotide messenger RNA. Its product is annotated as probable histone-arginine methyltransferase CARM1. Gene Ontology annotation, molecular function: protein-arginine N-methyltransferase activity. Bases 1 to 1671 code for a protein of 556 amino acids. Gene Ontology annotation, biological process: peptidyl-arginine methylation. The record is from RefSeq and is a predicted model, not a curated record. Lineage: Eukaryota; Viridiplantae; Streptophyta; Lycopodiopsida; Selaginellales; Selaginellaceae. The transcript is spliced from 16 exons.
AUGGGGUUAUUGAGAUUCUAUCUUAAAACCCUACGCCCUAUUUUAGGGUUUCACUCAGCGCAGGGAGCGGCUGCGGCUCGGCGCUUUGCUGCUGCUCAAAUGCUCGCGUCGCCGCAGCUGCGGGCCUUCAAUGACAUAAGAAUUCGAUUUGUCUCGGGAGCGGGGAGAGAUGCGGCGGCAGCAUCAGGAAUCGAUGUCACGGCCAGGCUGUGCUGCGAUCAGCGCGGCUCGUUUGUGGAGUUUGUGGGGCAUUUUUCAGAGGGGGAUGAAGCUCCAGCUCCUUUCCAGGAGCAAUUUUACUUGCAGCGCUGUCAGAUUUUUAGAAUAGGCCCAUCGACUCAGCUUUGGAUUGUGAAUACUGUCGAGGAUGAAGCAAACAAGGCUGUGUAUCCUAGAACGUUUACCGCGGAAUUCAAGUCAGAAGAGUCGAGCGACACAUUUUUUGAUGCGAUCCACAGCCCGAAUAAAGCAAUGAAACUGCCUAAUGGCUCUACAGAAGUCGCGAAGGAUUCCAGUAAGUUUGAUAAGAAGAUCGAAGCGUCGUCUGCCAAGAUGUAUUUCCACUACUAUGGACAACUCCUCCAUCAACAAAAUAUGUUACAGGACUACGUGAGAACAGGCACUUAUUAUGCCGCUGUGGUGGAGAAUCGUGCGGACUUUCAGGGCCGAGUUGUGGUUGAUGUCGGCGCUGGAAGUGGCAUAUUAUCUCUGUUUGCUGCUCAGGCUGGUGCGAAGCAUGUCUACGCAGUAGAGGCUUCAUCCAUGGCAGAUUAUGCACGAAAACUGAUUGCUGGCAACCAUGUGUUAUCUCAGCGCAUAACAGUAAUUCACGGUAAAGUGGAAGAUGUCGAACUUCCGGAAAAAGCAGAUGUUCUUAUUUCCGAGCCCAUGGGAACUUUGCUUGUAAACGAGCGAAUGCUAGAGUCGUAUAUCAUCGCUAGAGACCGGUUUUUGGUCCCUGGCGGGAAAAUGUUUCCUGGUCUUGGGAGAAUCCACAUGGCUCCCUUCAGCGAUGAAUACCUUUUCGUCGAGAUUGCUAAUAAGGCACUGUUUUGGCAACAACAGAGCUACUACGGUGUAGACCUGACCCCUUUGCAUAAUGCCGCAUUUCAAGGCUAUUUUUCUCAGCCCGUAGUUGAUGCAUUUGAUCCACGACUUCUCGUUGCGCCUCCAGCCAUGCAUUCUCUUGAUCUGACUUCCAUGAAGGAAGAAGAUUUGUACGACAUUGUCAUUCCUUUAACCUUUACAGCAACAAUGGCUGCAAGAGUUCACGGCAUAGCCUGCUGGUUUGACGUCCUCUUCAAUGGAAGUACUAUCCCGAGAUGGCUGACAACGGCCCCUGGAGCACCAACGACGCAUUGGUAUCAACUGAGGCUUGUGCUCUCUCAACCUUUGUACGUUAUGGCCGGACAGACAAUCACAACGCGGUUGCAUUUGUCGGCGCACAGUGCUCAGAGCUAUACAAUAAAUCUCAGCAUGUCAACCACAUCAUGGGGAGCCGGGGCUGGCCAAGGUGCAACCAUCCAGAGCUCUUCUGGAAAGUUUGAUCUCAAGGAACCAUACUAUAGAAUGUCCCAAAUGCCAGCUUAUACGUGGACUCAAGAACAACAGUUGCAAGAUGGAGCGGGGGUCUCACUUCAAGGAGCACAAAUGUCACCUUACGGAGCGUAAUCACCGCCAAGCUUGUAGCUUGUGGACAAUAAUGACAGCGAUUGAUUAACCGCGGCUGGUUUCUCCUUGCCGCCGGCCUUGACCACUCACAAAUGCUAGACUCUACUAUUUUUC